Messenger RNA from Auanema sp. JU1783, 1443 nucleotides. NCBI's taxonomy places the organism in Eukaryota, Metazoa, Nematoda, Chromadorea, Rhabditida, Rhabditidae. The record is from the annotation of a GenBank genome assembly.
AUGAUCGGUGAUGUACAGUCUAUAUUAUCUGGUGAUGGUUCGAGAGAGAAAGAUGAUAAUAUCUUGAAAUUGUCUUCCCUAACAAGUGUUGGUAAAAAGGCAAUACAUAAGAAGCAAGAUAGCAGUAGUUUUAAAAAACCGGAAGGAAUGCAUAGAGAACUUUUCAAUUUGUUAAAAUCAUCGGAUCUACAGUCGAUUAUGCCAACAGAAAUCAAAAAAGGGUAUAGAAAUCCAAAAGCACAAAUUGGGCUAAGAGCUGUUCGAAAAUAUAAAUGGGUUCCUUUUAUUAAUGAAGCACGAUCGGAUAAUAUGAAACUUUAUCAUUGGCAAAGAGUGGAUAGGCUCGAGAAUCCGCAGCCUUAUCCAUUCGCUAAAUUCAAUAAGGAAAUCAACAUACCAAAGUAUACAGAUGAAGAAUAUGAAAAACAUUUGAAAUCUACUAAAUGGACGAAAGAUGAAACUGAUUAUUUAUUCGAUGUCUGUCGACGUUUUGACAUAAGAUGGGUAAUUGUCCAUGAUCGAUAUGAUAAAGCUAAGUUUGGUACAAGCCGCUCCAUGGAGGAUAUGAAAGAUCGUUUUUACUCAAUUGUACACGAACUUGCCACUCUCAAAGAUCUGUCUGUCGAGCCUAUUUGCUAUGACGCUGAGCAUGAAAAAAGAAGAAAAGAACAGCUUAAUAAGCAGUGGAACAGAUCGAAAGAAGAAAUCGAAGAAGAAGAGGAAUUGAUGAAACACAUGAAAAAUAUCGAAGCAAGAAAGAAAGAACGAGAAAGAAAAGCUCAAGAUCUCCAAAAACUUAUCAAUAUGACCGAAGCUCCUUGUAGCCCUUCGUUAAGUGGUGGUAUGUCUCCUGCUCUGGGCAAGAAGAAGUCUCAAUUCCGUCAGAAGACUGGGCCGGUGUCGGGUUCAUCAGCUUUCAGUUUUAAUCCGAUUGAUAUAUCUGUAUCAGCUAUUCGUUAUCCGGAGUUCAAGUCUGCAGGAGCACAUUUCCGAAGCCAAGAGAUGAAGUUACCUACAAACAUUGGACAACGUAAAAUCAAAAACAUUGAAGUUGUUCUUGAGAAGUGCAGCAUGGAAAUGAAUCCGAUGGGAUCAGAAGGAAUCGUGCAAAUAUACAAUGAUUUCCGAUCACAGGUUAUGUUAUUGCAAGAGCUCAAAGCCACUUUGCAAACUGCGGAGUUCGAACUAGAGACGAUCAGGACCCGAAUGCAAGAUAAUGGACUUACUCUUGAAAUGGAACCUAGAAUGAGAAUAUCUAAUCUACCAGAUGGAGGUUUCGAUAAAUCAGUUGUAAACGGCGAAGAGGGCGCUCCUAGAUCAGCAAGAAGAAUAUGCUCAUAUAUAGAUGUGUCAACUGCAGCUAAUCCCGUAAUCGCGCGGAAAAGAAAGAAUCCUGGUUCGACUUCGACUUCAGUCGACUUCAAACGUUCUCGCAAAAAUUGA